Peronospora matthiolae is the source of this 987-nucleotide messenger RNA. The record is from the annotation of a GenBank genome assembly. NCBI's taxonomy places the organism in Eukaryota, Oomycota, Peronosporomycetes, Peronosporales, Peronosporaceae.
AUGACAAUGUCGGGCAUGCGCUGGGGCGACGAGGAGGACGAUCUGCUCCCGCAGCGCGUCGAGAGCGCACCGGAUUCCAACGGCGUGCGUCAGAUCGUCGAGUGGAAGCUCAACGAGGCCGGCGACAAGGUCAAAGUGACGAAAAAGGUCAAGAAAGUCACGGAGAUCGAGCGCGUCAGUAAACGCGCGCUGGAACGCAAAAAGUGGCGCAAAUUCGGUGACGCGCUGGACGACGGCGACAGCAGCAACGUGACGUACAUGUCGUACGAAGAGGUGACGCUGGAGGACCCGAACGCGGACCAGGUGCUGCCUGGGGAGAAGAAGGAGGAGGAGAACAUCUUUGCCGGCGUCAAGAACUCGUCCAUUGUCGUCUGUCGGCACUGUGGCAUGGUGGGCGACCACUGGACGCUCAAGUGUCCGUACAAAGACACGCCUAAAGAGGAGAUGGAGCAGGACAUGGCCAAGCGGGCAGAAGCCGGCGACUCAGCAGCUCCGGCUGGAGCUGGAGCUGCUGCUGACUCAGGUGGUCGUGGCUCGGCUCUCGACGGAGCAUUCGGCUCGAGCAAGUACGUGCCGCCUAGUCUGCGUGGCCGCAUUGGCGGUGCUAGCGGUGAUGUGCGGGACGAGAACGUGCGGGAUGACAGCGCGACGCUGCGGGUGACGAACGUGUCGCCGGAUACGCGGGAAGAUGAUUUGAAGGAGCUCUUUUGUGCGUUCGGGCCCGUGUCCCGUGUGUAUUUGGCCAAAGACCGCGAGACGUUCCAGUCGCGUGGCUUUGCCUUUGUCAGCUUUGUGUACCGCGAAGACGCGGAGAAAGCACUCAACAAGUUGCAGGGACACGGCUACGAUCACUUGAUCUUGAAGCUGGAGUGGGCCAAGCCGUCAAACAAACCGGCGAACGAGGAUGCUGGCAGUAUGGGCACAACGUUUCGAUCCGGGUAUGGCAAGGCUUUGCCGCAGAACAUGGCGCCGCCCCCGCGCAAGUAG